This is a messenger RNA of Gavialis gangeticus (Gharial), 3899 nucleotides long. It is a transcript of the gene ABLIM2, whose product is annotated as actin binding LIM protein family member 2. Gene Ontology annotation, biological process: lamellipodium assembly; cytoskeleton organization. Gene Ontology annotation, molecular function: actin filament binding. NCBI's taxonomy places the organism in Eukaryota, Metazoa, Chordata, Crocodylia, Gavialidae. The coding region runs from base 127 to 2127 and encodes 666 amino acids. The record is from RefSeq and is a predicted model, not a curated record. Gene Ontology annotation, cellular component: actin cytoskeleton. The transcript has 21 exons.
UAGCUUCAAAUUCACUUGUUCAACAGCCUCUUUGGCUAUACUUCGUGCAGAUUAUAGGUAAUUGGAGUGAUGAUGUCUGGCAGCAUUUCUUGUGUCACUGAUGCAUAGGACUGAAUUAGUGCUGGAAUGCCAGAAGAUACAGUUUCUCAACCACAGGCUGUUCAUAGCCAGCUGGAAAAGCCAUCAAGUACUGCAAUUCUCUGCAAUAACUGUGGGAACCCAUGUAAAGGAGAAGUGUUGAGAGUUCAGAACAAAUAUUUUCAUAUAAAAUGCUUUGUUUGUAAAGCUUGUGGAUGUGACCUGGCUCAAGGAGGAUUUUUUGUGAGACAGGGAGACUAUAUCUGUACUUUGGACUAUCAAAGACUCUAUGGCACACGGUGCUUCAGCUGUGAUGAAUUCAUUGAGGGCGAAGUGGUUUCAGCCCUGGGAAAAACCUACCACCCAGAUUGUUUUGUGUGCGCUGUUUGCAGGCUGCCUUUUCCUCCUGGUGACCGGGUGACUUUCAAUGGGAAAGAGUGUGUCUGCCAGAAAUGUUCGCUGCCCCCUGCUGGUAGCAGCAGCUCUUUCCCAGUCCAAGCCUUACGAAAUUGUGGGGGCUGCGGUUCAGAAAUAAAAAAUGGACAGUCAUUGGUAGCUUUGGACAAACACUGGCAUUUGGGCUGUUUUAAGUGCUAUACAUGUGGCAAGCAUCUGAAUGCAGAGUACAUCAGCAAGGAUGGUGUUCCAUACUGUGAAAUGGACUACCAUGCUAAGUUUGGCAUAAGAUGUGACAACUGCGAGAAGUACAUCACAGGAAGAGUGCUGGAGGCAGGAGAAAAACACUAUCACCCCACGUGUGCACGAUGUGUCAGGUGCAGUCAGAUGUUUGCAGAAGGAGAAGAAAUGUAUCUUCAAGGUACUUCUAUCUGGCAUCCAGCCUGUAGACAGGCAGCCAAGGCUGAAGAAAAAAACAAGGAAACUAGAACUUCUUCUGAGAGCAUUAUUUCUGUACCUGCUUCAAGUACGUCAGGUUCCCCGAGCCGUGUGAUCUAUGCAAAGCUUGGCGAUGAAAUUCUUGACUACAGGGAUUUGGCUGCUCUUCCUAAAAAUAAAGCCAUCUAUAAUAUUGACCGCCCAGAUAUGAUCUCCUAUUCUCCAUAUAUCAGUUACUCUGCAGAUGACAGGCAUAGUUAUGGGGAGGGUGAGCAAGAUGAUAGAUCUUUCAAGCAGUACAGGACAUCAAGUCCUAGUUCUGCUGGAUCUUUAGGUUAUGGUCGUUAUACUCCAACGUCCCAUUCUCCUCAGCAUUACAGCAGACCAGCUGGUACUCAGAGUCUUGGUACCAGUAGCUGCAUCUCCCUGCCCCAACACCCAAGCCCUACAUCUACAUUCAGACAUCAUUACAUCCCUUUCUUCAAAGGCAGUGAAAGUGGUCGGAGCACUCCGAGCUUAUCCAUGUACUCAGACAGCAAAUCUUCACCUUCUGUCUAUCAGCAGGCUCCUAGACAUUUCCAUAUUCCAGACACUGGAGUAAAAGAUAACAUCUAUAGGAAACCCCCUAUCUACAAACAGCAUGCAGCAAGAAGAUCUGAGGGGGAGAAUGGAAGUUUAGAUCAAGAUAAGAAGCUAAAGACCAGUUGGUUGAUUCUGAAAGGAGAAAUGGAUGCCAGAACUAAUUCACCAGAUUCAGAUACUCGGUCACUAUCUCAUGCUCCUGGAACUGACAGAGAACAGUUCCAGCAAACACAAGAAAAUGCAACCACUGUAUAUUCCCGAUUCCCAUAUUCCAAAUCUGCUUCUCUUCCUGGCUAUGGAAAGAAUGGAUUACAUCGGCCUGAAAAUAUGGGCCAAUAUGAAACAGACCAGGAUGCCAGUUGGGGGAUGAAAGAAUACAAGGUAAGAAGUGCCAUUCCAACACUGGAAGAAAGCUCAGAUUCAGCCCAUCCUAGCAAGAUCUAUCCUUAUGAAACGCUUAUUGUAACAAAUCGAGUUCGGGUGAAACUACCUAAGGAUGUAGACAGAACCAGGCUGGAGAGGCACUUGUCCCCUGAGGAGUUCCAAGAAGUCUUCAAAAUGAGCAUUGAAGAAUUUGAUCGUCUGGCACUUUGGAAGCGGAAUGACCUAAAGAAAAAAGCUUUGCUUUUCUAACCUCUCUCAGACAAAAUAUGUGCUUACUCAAAACAAAAAUAGUCUUGCCAGCACUAUCAUACGCACUUGCUGUUGAACCAUCGUCCAGCUUCAUUGUGUUUAGUGUGUGUGUGUGGGGGGAAACAAAUGAAAAAGAUUAUACGGCAAUGCAUUGGAAUAGGGAUACUUUGCUAAUCUUGCAUGACCAGCUGGUUCUGUCAGUAACUCCUGGUCCUAGGCAGUUUACAACGUACAAAAAUCUAGCUUUAAAUUAAUUGUUGCUUGCAGUUAUUGUUUGAUGCAAAGAAAUUUUAUAUGGGAAUAGAAGGACAUGUCACCGAGGUGAAAGAAAUCCAUCUAGCAUUUUGUUUCACUGAAUUUUACAAAAAUCCAGUGAAUGGAUGAACACUGAGUUCUUACAGGGGGAAAAGCAUUAAAAAUGUGGUAAAGGCCAAAGAAAAGCAUGUCAGCAAGUAAAUACUGCAAUGUUUUGUGUGAUACGUUAUAGGAAUGGAAGCAAAACAAUGAAAGCACCUUAAAUCUAGCUCUUAUACACUAGCUGCAAGCUAUUCUUUAAAUGGCCACGUCGUAUGCUCGGCACCCUGAGCGCACUCCAAGAAGCAUGCCCAAGACAGCGCGCUUGAAGAUGGUUCUGGGUUCAUGCUCUGCUAAAUUGGCUACACUGCAUUUCCAGUCCUUACUGCAGUGAGUGGGAGCCUGCUUCUUGGCAGUGCUAGCAGGGCAGGGUGGACAUGCCCUAAACUGAAAUUCACUAUCUUUAAAGACAACACCAGAGUUUUUAUUUUAUUAAAAAUAGAUUGUGAUGUAAUACAGCCAUGAUUAAAUAUGUAUAAAGAAACUGUCUAAUAAGUUGAUGUCCCAUUCAUCAGGAAAACAAAAGCCUUAUACGAAACUGGUUCAAAGGUAUAUUGUGCCAGUCACCUGUAUUUUUCCUAUUUUUUUUUUUACAUUUCAUGCUGAUACAAAACCCAUGCAAUCUUAAUUCCAUAUGGAUAUGUCUGCCUAUAACUUACUAUCAGUUUGUAACUAUGUUCUAGGGUAAAGACAUAAUUAUUUCCUCCAUUCUUUGGCUUAAUGUUUUAAGCCUUAUAAAAGAUGAUGGCAUUUAGGUAGCUGUGGAUUAACAUUUCAGCAUAAAAUGUAACAAAAAAUGCUUAGUGUGCUCUAUCAAUAAUAUAUACAAUUGUAACCAAAUAUAACUUUUAUAAAAGCCCUCAUGCAUUAAUAUCUGCAUGUUUCUGUACAAAUCAAAUAAAAAACUAUAUAAUAUUGGUGCAGUACCUUUCAACUUAUCUUUAACAGGCAAAGUUAACAAAAUCUAAGUAUUUGAGAUGAACAUUAGACCUCAAGAGCUCUUCUUGCUGAAAGAUAAUAUUAAAUUUAAUACAUUCAUGUAGUUCAAGUAUGGUUGAUAAUGAAGAAUGUAUUAAAGUGAAUUGCUAGUUUUAUGUGAUACUAAAAGAGAAUUACAAAAAAGUACAUUUUUCAACCAUAUGUCAGUGUUCUGCAUUUUUACUGCCUUGAAUGUUUGUACUCACCUUCUCAUCACUUUGUCUUUUUGCAUUUCUUUAAAGUAACUGGUUAAUAUAUGCACUGCUACAUACUAGUUCAACUGGUCCAGCGUUGAGAAAUUGUAACGUUGAACAUGCCUUCUUCCAAUUAACAUUGAUAAUCCAUGCUGUUGGAAAUAAAUAUUUUCUCAUGAUCUAAAUGUUUUGUCUAAUAAUACAAAUGUUUAGAAAAAUAAUUAAAAAGAAAACAUAAAAACAAAA